Messenger RNA from Periophthalmus magnuspinnatus, 1259 nucleotides. It is a transcript of the gene zng1a, whose product is annotated as COBW domain containing. The record is from RefSeq and is a predicted model, not a curated record. The coding region runs from base 155 to 1249 and encodes 364 amino acids. Gene Ontology annotation, cellular component: cytoplasm. The transcript has 16 exons. NCBI's taxonomy places the organism in Eukaryota, Metazoa, Chordata, Actinopteri, Gobiiformes, Gobiidae.
GUUACACUGCGCAACUCCCAUGGUGCAGAGCAAGCACCAUUUUUUUUAUAAGCCUUUAAUCCACUCUUUUGUUAUUACUAGACAAUUGAAGUGAUUGAUUUGAGGUGAAGCGACAACGUAUUUGUGCUGUGCUCGUGGAUUUAAGAAUUCAGUUAUGGAAGAAGAUGAUGAAUGUCCAGAGUUGGUUCCCAUUGACCCCAAGCCUCCAGUCUCUCUGGGUCAGAUACCGGUCACUAUCAUCACUGGAUAUUUAGGGGCUGGAAAAACCACACUUCUAAACUAUAUUCUGACAGAACAACACAACAAAAGGAUCGCCGUGAUACUCAACGAAUUCGGAGAGGGUAGUGCCCUUGAGAAGUCUCUUGCAGUGAGCCAGGCUGGAGAGUUGUAUGAAGAGUGGCUGGAGCUGAGGAAUGGGUGCCUCUGCUGCUCUGUUAAGGACAAUGGGCUCAAAGCCAUUGAGAACCUAAUGGAGAAAAAGGGAAAGUUUGACUACAUUCUGUUAGAAACUACUGGACUCGCAGAUCCAGGAGCUGUGGCCUCCAUAUUCUGGGUGGACGCGGAGCUCGGCAGUGAUAUUUAUUUAGACGGAAUCGUGACGGUCAUCGACGCCAAGUAUGGACUGCAGCAAUUAUCAGAAGAGAAAGCUGAAGGACUGGUCAAUGAAGCUGCAAGGCAAAUAGCAAUGGCUGAUCUAACGAUUAUCAACAAAACUGACCUGGUCAAGGAUGAAGACCUGUCCCAGCUCAAACACACUGUGAGGUCCAUUAAUAGUCUGGUGAAGAUUUUGGAAACCCAAAGAUCGAGGGUGGACCUCUGUGAAGUCCUUGAUCUACAUUCUUUCGACAGUGGCAAUAUUGCAAAUUUGUCUGAGAAGCUGCAGCUCAUGAGGUCAUCACAUCCUCAUCUGGAUAAGAGCAUUUUAACAGUGACGUUUGAAGUGCCUGGGGACCUCUCUGAAGACGCCCUAAAUAUCUUUAUCCAGGAUCUUCUUUGGGAAAAGCUGCUUCGGAACAAAGAGGGGUGCCCCAUGACUGUGAUUCGACUAAAGGGCAUAGUCGCACUGGCAGGAAAGGACCACAAGAUGAUGCUGCAGGGGGUGCACGAGCUGUACGAGCUGAACGAAACACCUGAAAUCUGGGAGGGGAACAUUCGCAUCAACAGGCUGGUUUUUAUAGGUCGGAAUCUGGAUAAGAAUUCUUUACAGGAACAGUUCAUCUCCAAUGUAUUGCACAGAUCUGACCCAUAGUCCUGGAAUC